AAACAUUUCACGAUAGAUUUUAUAAGAAGAGAUUAAUCAUAACUUUUAUUGUUUGUCGCACAAUUUAUCAACUGUUUCGUAAUUAACAAUGGCACGAGCACUUGUAGGUGUAAAGAGAGUUAUCGAUUAUGCAGUUAAGAUUCGUGUUAAACCAGAUAAAACAGGUGUUGUGACAGAUGGAGUAAAACACUCGAUGAAUCCUUUUGAUGAAAUUGCAAUUGAAGAAGCUGUACGAAUGAAAGAAAAGAAAUUAGUACAAGAGAUAAUUGCAGUUUCAUGUGGCCCCCAACAAUCUCAAGAUACACUAAGAACUGCACUUGCAAUGGGUGCUGAUAAAGGAAUUCAUGUUGAAAUAUCUGGACCUGAAUAUGAAACUCUACAACCUAUUCAUGUUUCUAAAAUCUUAGCCAAGUUAGCUCAAGAAGAGAAAGCAGAUUUAGUUAUAGUUGGAAAACAAGCAAUAGAUGAUGAUUGUAAUCAAACUGCCCAAAUGAUUGGAGGUAUUUUGGACUGGCCAACUGGAACAUUUUGUAGUAAAAUUGAAAAGAACAACAAUGAGCUGACUGUUACACGAGAAGUUGAUGGAGGUUUAGAAGUUGUUAAAAUGAAAAUGCCAGCAGUUUUAAGUGCUGAUCUGCGUCUUAACGAACCGCGAUAUGCUACAUUGCCAAAUAUUAUGAAAGCUAAGAAAAAACCGAUUAAAAAGAUGUCACCAAAAGAUCUUGGUGUUGAUACUGCUGCAAGAAUUGAAAUUUUAUCAGUUGAAGAACCACCAGUUAGAAAAGCUGGGGUUAUUGUGCCAGAUGUUGAUACAUUAAUUACAAAACUGAAGGAAUGUGGUCAUGUAUAA
Habropoda laboriosa is the source of this 850-nucleotide messenger RNA. It is a transcript of the gene Etfb, whose product is annotated as electron transfer flavoprotein subunit beta. Gene Ontology annotation, molecular function: electron transfer activity. Gene Ontology annotation, cellular component: cytosol. The record is from RefSeq and is a predicted model, not a curated record. NCBI's taxonomy places the organism in Eukaryota, Metazoa, Arthropoda, Insecta, Hymenoptera, Apidae. Bases 89 to 850 code for a protein of 253 amino acids. The transcript has 3 exons.